This is a messenger RNA of Polyodon spathula (Mississippi paddlefish), 3014 nucleotides long. Its product is annotated as tetraspanin-11-like. The transcript is spliced from 9 exons. The record is from RefSeq and is a predicted model, not a curated record. Bases 312 to 1094 code for a protein of 260 amino acids. Gene Ontology annotation, cellular component: membrane. NCBI's taxonomy places the organism in Eukaryota, Metazoa, Chordata, Actinopteri, Acipenseriformes, Polyodontidae.
ACAAGAUUACAACUUGCAAUGCAUUUUCUUUUUCGUUAGGCCAGUAUGACACUGUACAAUAUCUAAUGGGAUUUGAUAUGAUUGGAUUUUGGGGUGCUCGGGGUGACUUGACAGCUCAGAGCUACAGGCACAGAGGAGGGAUUGGUCUGUUUCCUUUCGACCUCGCAUUCACCUCAAUCUCUCCACUCAGAGCCAGUGAAGCAACAAGCUGCGAUCGAAUGGAACAGACAUAACUGGAUAAACCAAGCGCCCAGCCAUCAUCAUUCACAAACUAUUUCAAAUAAACACACGCGCUGUAUUCCGGAGAAAACAUGUCACAAUUGUAUAAAGGUGACCAAAAUGACUGGGUGGCUGUCUGCUUGAAGUACCUUCUCUUUAUAUUCAGCUUCCUCUUCUGGGUUGGCGGCGCUGCUGUCAUGGCUGUGGGGAUAUGGACACUGAUUGACAAAAGUGACUAUGUGAGUCUGCUGGCAUCCAGCACAUUCACUGUUUCAGCCUACAUUCUCAUCUUUGCUGGCGGUCUGGUAAUGAUAACAGGUUUCCUGGGCUGCUGUGCUGUCAUCAGAGAACAGAGAAGCUGUCUCGCAGCGUAUUUUUCCUGUCUGCUGCUGAUCUUCUGGAUUGAGCUGGUGGCUGGCGUUCUCGCUUAUGUCUAUUACCAAAGACUGAGUGAGGAACUGAAGCAGCAUCUCAACCACACCAUGACUGAAAACUACGCACAGCCAGGAAAGAGUCACAUCACACAUGCCGUUGACAGACUUCAGCAGGAUUUCAAAUGCUGUGGCAGCAACCAUCUGUCUGACUGGCAGUACAGCGUUUACAUCAGCUCACAGGAGGCUGGUGAUCGAGUGGUGCCUGACAGCUGCUGCAAAACAAUAACACUUCAGUGUGGACAAAGAGACCAUCCAUCAAACAUCUACAAGGUGGAGGGGGGCUGUAUAACCAAACUGGAACAAUUUCUAGCAGAUCACCUUCUCAUUAUUGGGGCUGUGGGGAUCGGAGUAGCUUGUCUCCAGCUGGCGGGAGCAGCCCUGACUGCCUGUUUUAUCUAUCUGCUCUAUAAAGAAGAGGAAGAAGAGUUCUCUGACAUGUGAUUGAUCUGUGGAAUGAUUUUUACUUUUUGCCUGUAUAGAAGAAUUAAAAUGGACCCAUACUGAAGACCCCUGUACAAUCGCAAGCCAGGGAUAAACUGAUGCCUGCUUUUAAUCUCAGCAACACUCUUUACUCUUUGUAUUUCAGGAUGUGCCUGCAGGGUUGAAACAUUCUUCUCUAGAGAAGUUGCUUCUGAGCAUUUUUUUUUUUUUUUAAAGCUUAGGUUUCAAAGCAUCCUCCCAAGAACAAAAACAAGUGUUUUUAUUAAAGUGUCAAGACAUCUGGGAAUGUUAAGAUGUCACUGAAUUGAAAACAUGCCACUUACCUCACUUGAUGUAUUUUAAUGCUAUCUUGCAGAUUGUAUUCGGGUCAGUAUUGUACAAGCAAGUUUAUAAGGCAUUGUUUGCAGCUAAUGUCUGACAUUCUUUUAAGAUUUUCUAAUUAUGUUUUUGUAGUUUGUUCAAGGACAGCAUUGCCUAAUUGACACUGCUUGCUAUAAGGAGGUUCAUAGACCAUUGCUUGUCCCAAUUACUGACCAGCACCCUGCACUCUAAGGUGCUAGCUGUGCCCCUCUGUCACACAUUCGGGGCACUACAGUUCAGUAAUUCCAUAAAUCUGACUUGCUGUGGAAAUUCACUAUGUAGGUACCAUGUCAUUGUGUAGUUUAAAAAAAAAAAACACAUGUUAAAGCGUACUGUUAAAGUUUCAGCUUGAGUGCCUUACUUUCAUGUAGUUUCUUCUUCUUGUACUUCCAGGGCCAUUUCACUCCAGAAUUGUCAGAUUAAACAUAUUAAACACUGCUCAGUGGGGAUGAUACGUGACACUUCAGUUCUAUGCCUACCAUGUAAGUCGUUUACUUGAAGAAUGUAUGUUAUCUCAAGAUGGCGCAUACCUUCAACAUUAUGCAUUAUGGAAACAGCAGGACACAAUAGUGUAUGUGAUGCAAAAGUCAAGUCCAACUUUUUUGUGUUCAUGUUAAAAUGAUUCAGCUUAUGAAAAAAAAUUGAAAAAUGGGGGUCAUGUAUCAAGUGUUUGCAAGGACAUUAUUAUUUAAUGCCAUGGGGCAAUUUCUUAUGGUGUGGUUUUGAUUUUUCUUGUUUUCAUGGUAUUUAAAAUGUAGCAUACAGACUGAACAGAUCUGUUCAGAUUCCAGAGUUGAAAGUACUUUGUCACUUAAGGCUGAGAGUACUGCCCACAAACAGUUUUGAAGUUUUAUUUUCCUAGCUGUCACAGGGACAGACCUCAUUUACACCCUUUGACAAGGCAGAUCUGUGUGGGGAUUCAGUGAGAUAGAGCCAUGUGGGGAUUCAGUGAGAUAGAUCCGUGUGGGGAUUCAGUGAGAGAUCAGUGUGGGGAUUCAGUGAGAAAGAUCCAUGUGGGGAUUCAGUGAGAUAGAGCCGUGUAGGGAUUCAGUGAGAUAGAGCCAUGUGUGGAUUCAGUGAGAUAGAUCCACCUGGGGAUUCAGUGAGAUAGAUCCUUGUGGGGAUUCAGUGAGAUAGAUCCUUGUAGGGAUUCAGUGAGAUAGAGCCAUGUGUGGAUUCAGUGAGAUAGAUCAGUGUGGGGAUUCAGUGAGUUAGGUUGGUGUGGGUAUUCAGUUAAGUUGCCUUUCAACCGUCAAUUCAAAUCCAGUUCUAUUUUCAGAAACACAUGUGAGCUAUGUUCUCACUCACUUGCUAAUAAUGUAAUAAUCAUUUCUUUAAGGUGAAAAAGCGAGAAGUACUGUAAUUAAGUUAAUGUAUAUUGUGAAGCCAAUCAUGGUUUUGCAUACACAUAAUUAAGCAAUUCCUAAAUUUACUAGCUGAUUGCCUCCCCAAUGAGGUUUAAUGUUUGUUGAAAUUGUUUCAUAUGUAAGACUUUGCUGCUAAAUGUAUGAUUUGGAUUAUUGUAUUUCGGUAUGUGUGUAUGUGUGUAUAUAUACAGUG